GUCCAUAACGAAGGGGAGUGUGUAUUGCUGUGAUGAGACAACUUUGUUGAAGAUAUUCAUUAUUUAAAUCGCUUUGUAUUUCAGUCCUCUUUACAAAAAUGCGUUUUCGUUUCCGUGGCGACCUUGACUGCCCUGAUUGGGUUUUGGCUGAGAUCAGCACACUAUCAAAAAUUACCUCAGUGAAGAUGAAGUUGUUGUGUGUACAAGUACUCAAGGAUAUGCUGGGUGAAGGUAUUGAUUAUGACAAAGUGAACAAGUUGACAGCAGAUGCUAAAUUUGAAACGGGUGAUGUAAAAGCCAGUAUAGCUGCCCUGGCUUUCAUCCUGUCGAGUGCCGCUCGGUACAACGUCGACGGGGAAACGUUGUCAAGCGAGAUGCAGCAACUUGGACUUCCUAAAGAACAUGCAGGAUCUCUGUGUAAGUCGUACAGUGAUAAUCUUGACAAGUUGCAGCUCCAUCUACGUACGCAUAGUCUCCGAUUGUCAACGCUAGAGUCUACCCAAUGGAGAGUGGAUUAUAUUCUGGCAUCAAGCGAACUAACGGAUAUCAACGAGCCGUGUGUGCAAGUUAAGCUGGAGAGUCGGGAUCCUCAGACUCAAACCGUCACCCCUAUCACGUUCACCGUAUCCGCCGAUAAAUUCAGAGUUCUUCUUAAUGAGCUAAAGCAAGCAGAUUCCAUGAUGGACAGCUUGGUAUCCUAGCUCUGUGUCUCCUAGCUUCUGUGCCUCCUACAACAGCAGACAUGGAGCCAGGGAAUCUGUGAAGGGCCAUCAGAGGAGUUGAUUCCCCUUUACAAACAAUUAACAAUCUGACAAUCUGAGGCCGUUGAGAUAUCUUCCAGGAUGCAUAAAACAGUGUUGCUGUUUAAAUAGUGACUAAUGCACCAGUAAAACGUUUGUGACAUAUUUGUUAAAACAGUUAGGCUUCAAAAUAUAUGGGUGCACCCUAGUGCACCACCCUAUAAAUCACCAGUGAAUAAUAUCCUUACUGAUGCUGUGUUUCCAAGAAAUAUGAACAGAACUGUCCUAAACACUUGAGGUUAUUGAUUUUGACGUUUUAAGUAUGUAACCUCCCUGAAAUGUCUGCAAAAUGUUAUUUCAGACCCUCUAGAUUUCAAAAUGCACUAGGACCCCCUAGUGUCUUGGGCCUUCCAUGCUGUUCAUACAAAGAAUCUAUUUGCCCUCCCCUCGAACACACACACAAACAAAAUCCCAGCUACAGCCCUGCAGUUAUAGUGAGUAUACCACCAAAUCGAAUCCUACUGACGACAAUAGUAACGUGUGGGUAAAACUUCUACCUGCAGUGUAUCAAUCGACAUAAACACCACAGAUAUAAAUACUACCACACCUCGCCCUUAAAGUAAAUCAGAAACAAAUUGGGGCUUAAGCUGCUCAUUUCAUAGAUAAGGGGUAGUUUGUGACUACCCUAGUUAUGUACAAAAAUUGUCAUGCUAUUUUUAGUAGGAUCCCGCAUGUUUUAACCACAAGGCUACUUGACACAGUGGUACUACAUGAAAUAAAAUUGCAUACCUUUUUUGCCCAGAUGAAACUAAUUUUUUUACAAACAAACAUGCAAACAUUUAUCACAAAUGACAGGACUUGUGGUAUUAACUGCUAUAUCAAAAGUUUGGUGCACCUGGAACUUUGACCCAGCCGGAAGUUACUUGGUUUAGUACUACCUACAGAGGAGGAAACAAGGCUCAGGACUGUUCCAUCUUUAAGGGGAGGAGGCAUUUUAUGUAAACACACCACCCACAUAAUAUCAUUUUAUUUAAACCAUGUAUUCUCAGGAAAAUAAUAUGGUAGACUUGUCUGUGAUUAAAACAAUGAUUAGGUUGACUUGCAUUCCUCCAUGUUUACAAACGGCACAGAUAUAUUUCUGAUAGGAGCGUCCAUUAACAGUGGAGGAUCUAGAAAAUCCAUUUAAGGGGGAGCCCCAAUGACAUGAGGCGGAAUGCCAAUGGAACUUUGGGGGAGGUUUGGAGGUGAUCGUAAGAAACUGAUAAUUAAUAUAUAAUAAAAUUAUAACUGUCGCGGGGCGGGCUCCUGGCCUCCCUCUAGAUCCGCCUCUGAUUAAACAUCGAUUCAUCAACCACCACCCUAUCUCCAUUGAUGAACUCUCUAACCGCCUUCAUUUGGAACAAAAACACCAUUCAGUGAUGGACAAACGUGUUGGUAUGUGCAGAGUUGUGGAAGCAAAAUACUGUGUCACUGAAGCUGGUUUCUCCUCUAAUGAUGCCCACUGUGACUUCUGGAUGUGGCAGUGUCAUUAAAGAAAUAUUCAUUUUAUUGAUUAACAAGAAAGUAGAGCGACAAUAAAUUCAUUACUGGUC
Gigantopelta aegis is the source of this 2332-nucleotide messenger RNA. RefSeq names its product COMM domain-containing protein 4-like. The transcript has 9 exons. The coding region runs from base 99 to 701 and encodes 200 amino acids. The record is from RefSeq and is a predicted model, not a curated record. NCBI's taxonomy places the organism in Eukaryota, Metazoa, Mollusca, Gastropoda, Neomphalida, Peltospiridae.